Molecule: messenger RNA, 534 nt
Organism: Candidozyma haemuli
Lineage: Eukaryota; Fungi; Ascomycota; Pichiomycetes; Serinales; Metschnikowiaceae
Exons: 1
Coding region: 1-534 (177 amino acids)
Cellular component (GO): mitochondrion
Molecular function (GO): oxidoreductase activity
Source: RefSeq, a predicted model, not a curated record
AUGUCCCUUUUCAAGACCUUGCAAAACUCUCCUGCUACCAUUUCCAUCUUCCACAAUGCCCGUGUUCCUGCUCUGGCCAAAUUGUUCCCUCACUUGGAGAAAGCAUACUACCAGUUGAACGAUAAAAAGGAUCUUUUCCAAUUGGACAUGAAUGCCAAAAAAAUGCCCACAUAUGACCAAUUCAAGACAAUUUACUCGAAUUGUGUACGUGGUGACCGCUGCCAAACUGUGUUGAAACAGUGUUUCCCGUUGCUUAACGAUAAGUUUACCCUGUCUGAACACUCAUCGGUAACAGUCAAAAGCCUCGGCAUAAGACAUGACAGAGGUUUCAAGAUCUUCUCUCAGAACGAGUAUGAUCACAUUCACGAGGCAUUUAAUAAAUACAUCAACGAGGAGAAUCCGGAGAUUGAUCCAAACGAGCUCUUCCUGCCUCCAUUGCUCAUUGACUGGGAUCAGAACUUGAUCGCCAGUGACAUGGACGGUUUGAAGUUGAUCUUGAAGAAGUACAAAGACGCAGCCAGUGAAAGCUCUUAA